Diorhabda carinulata is the source of this 896-nucleotide messenger RNA. It is a transcript of the gene Sbds, whose product is annotated as ribosome maturation protein SBDS. Lineage: Eukaryota; Metazoa; Arthropoda; Insecta; Coleoptera; Chrysomelidae. The record is from RefSeq and is a predicted model, not a curated record. The transcript has 3 exons. Bases 105 to 863 code for a protein of 252 amino acids. Gene Ontology annotation, biological process: ribosome biogenesis; cytosolic ribosome assembly.
UUCUUUUUUAAACUAAAAAUAGUUUAUAACCUAAAAUUUUAAUUGUCAAAUCCAAGUAUUUUAUUUAUAAUUUCAUUAUUGGAUUGUAUUGUCAAUGAAUAAAUAUGAGCAAAAUAUUCACACCAACCAACCAAAUUCGAUUAACAAAUGUUGCUGUAGUGAGAAUCAAAAAGGCAGGAAAAAGGUUUGAAAUCGCCUGUUAUAGAAAUAAAGUUGUGUCAUGGAGGAAUCAAGUGGAAAAAGAUAUCGACGAAGUAUUACAAACCCACACGGUAUUCACAAAUGUUUCGAAAGGACAAAUAGCCAAAAAAGAAGAUCUUAUAAAAGCUUUUGGCACCGACGACCAAACACAAAUCGCUAAAGAAAUAUUGCUUAAAGGAGAAUUACAAGUAUCCGACAAAGAAAGGCAAAGUCAUAUAGAACAGUUGUUUAAAGAUAUCGCGACUACAGUUGCAGAUAAAUGUAUAAAUCCAGAAGUUAAAAGACCAUAUCCGGUUACUAUCAUAGAAAAAGUGAUGAAAGAUGCACAUUAUUCAGUCAAACCGAAUCAAUCGGCAAAGCAACAAGCUUUACAAGUCAUAAAAUUAAUCAAGGAGCAUAUUCCUUUGGAGAGAGCAAAAAUGAGGUUAAAAAUUAAUUUUAAAGGUAAAGCUGCCAAGAAAAUUAAAGAAAAGCUGUUAAAAAUGGAAGGUGCAGAAAUUGAAAGUGAAGAUCGAGAAGAAGAUGAAAUUACAAUGGUAUUUCUAAUUGAUCCAGGCCAUUUCAAAGUAAUUGAUGAAAUGGUCAAAUCAGAAACCAAGGGCAGCGCUCUAUUAGAAGUUUUGGCAUAUAAAGAAGUUACAGUUGGAGAAGAACAUUUAUAAAUAUACUAUCCUCAAUAUAUUUUAUUUUAUCAA